CCUAUCUAGCUAGCUAAAGUUUAAGAAAAAAAUUAUGGUUGGAAUUCAAAACUUCCAGAGAACAGAGAGGUCAGAUGGCCUCGCCAACGUCCUCGCCAUCGGCACCGCUAAUCCUCCUAACAUCAUCGAACAAAGCACUUUCGCGGACUAUUAUUUUCGUGUCACAAACAGCGAACAUAAAGUCGAACUCAAAGAAAAAUUCCGUCGUGUUUGUGCAAGAACUACUGUGAAAAAGAGAUACACAUAUGUCACUGAGGAAGUCUUGAAGGAAAACCCUAAUAUGAUCCCUUACAACGCACCAUCACUGGACGCCAGGCAAGAAAUAGUGAUCAGUGCUGUGCCAAAGUUGGGGAAAGAAGCAGCUGAGAAGGCGCUCGAAGAAUGGGGCCGGCCACGGUCGGAGAUCACACACUUGAUCUUCUGCGCUAUGGUCGGUGUGGACAUGCCCGGAGCUGACUACCAACUACUCAACCUUCUGAACCUCAAGCCUAACGUGAAACGGAGCAUGUUCUAUCAACUCGGUUGCUACGCCGGCGGCACAGUGCUCCGGCUGGCCAAAGACAUCGCCGAGAACAACAAGAACGCACGCAUACUCGUCGUCUGUGCAGAAGUCAUGGCUUUAACUUUCCGAGGCCCUGAGGAGGCUCACUUUGAUAACCUCAUCGGUCAAGCCAUCUUUGGUGAUGGUGCGGCAGCUCUCGUCAUCGGAGCUGAUCCAAUAGAGAAUGUUGAAAAGCCAGUGUUCGAGCUGGCGUCUGCUAGUCAAGUGGUUUUACCAGAUAGUGAUGGAGCAGUUGAAGGGCAUCUAAUUGAAUCUGGUUUAACUUUUCAUCUUCUUAAUAAACUUCCAAACAUUGUGGCUAAGAACCUGGAAAUGAGUUUGGCUGAAGUUUUUGAGCCAUUGGGGAUCUCCGACUGGGAUGAGUUGUUUUAUAUUGUGCAUCCCGGAGGGCCGGCGAUCUUGGACAAGGCUGAGGAGCAGUUGAAGUUGAAGGAAGGGAAGCUGAGAGCUACAAGGCAUGUGUUGAGUGAGUUUGGGAACAUGUCUAGUGCUACAGUCCUGUUUAUCAUGGACGAGAUGCGGCGGCGCUCGGCGGAGGAGAAGAAGGGGACGACAGGAGAAGGACGGGAAUGGGGCGUGCUCUUUGGGCUUGGCCCUGGGCUCACUAUGGAGAUGGUGAUGCUGAGAGGUGUUGCUCUUUAGGGUUUGCAUGCUUUCCACUGCUCUGCAUGCAUGGCAUAUUCUGCAAAUAACGUGAUGCUUGAAUAACUUGUUAUUAUAAUUAUUAUUAUU
Messenger RNA from Dioscorea cayenensis subsp. rotundata (Guinea yam), 1294 nucleotides. RefSeq names its product chalcone synthase 1-like. The transcript has 2 exons. Bases 35 to 1204 code for a protein of 389 amino acids. Gene Ontology annotation, molecular function: acyltransferase activity, transferring groups other than amino-acyl groups. NCBI's taxonomy places the organism in Eukaryota, Viridiplantae, Streptophyta, Magnoliopsida, Dioscoreales, Dioscoreaceae. Gene Ontology annotation, biological process: polyketide biosynthetic process. The record is from RefSeq and is a predicted model, not a curated record.